Drosophila sulfurigaster albostrigata is the source of this 1429-nucleotide messenger RNA. RefSeq names its product zinc finger protein ZFP2. The record is from RefSeq and is a predicted model, not a curated record. NCBI's taxonomy places the organism in Eukaryota, Metazoa, Arthropoda, Insecta, Diptera, Drosophilidae. Gene Ontology annotation, biological process: regulation of DNA-templated transcription. Gene Ontology annotation, molecular function: RNA polymerase II cis-regulatory region sequence-specific DNA binding; DNA-binding transcription factor activity, RNA polymerase II-specific.
UCUCUCUUCUUGCAGACCCCCCCAGACGACAUGACAAAGGAUCAGCAGGCCACGCCCAUACCCGAGGAGCUCUACAAUCUCACCCAGCUGGCCGAUGUUACACUGGCGGCUGGACCGCUGAGCACGGCAGCCAAAAACGCCAAAAUGUUGCCCUCAAACACUUUCUACGCCUCCUCCGACGAUGACUCCACAUACAAUUCGUACAGCCACAAGGUGUUUGAUCGCCGAAAAGUUCGUCGUUGCACCAUCUCCGAUACCAAUUCCUGCGCCAGCAGCCAAUCCAGUGCUCAAUCUCACAGCAGCAGCGAGGAGCAAUCGCCGGCACAGAACAGCAGCAGCUCUAGCUCCAGUUCUAGUUCCAUUCUGCUGGAUGAUGAGCACACGUGUCCCGAGUGCGGCAAAAAGUAUUCCACCUCCUCCAAUCUGGCGCGCCAUAGACAAACCCACAGGUCAAUUAUGGACAAGAAGGCGCGACAUUGUCCGUACUGCGAAAAGGUGUAUGUGUCGAUGCCUGCUUAUUCGAUGCAUGUGCGCACCCACAACCAGGGCUGCGAGUGUCAGUACUGUGGCAAGUGUUUCUCCCGUCCCUGGCUGCUGCAGGGACACAUACGCACACACACCGGAGAGAAGCCGUUCAAGUGCAACGUGUGCAGCAAAGCCUUUGCGGACAAAUCCAAUCUGCGUGCUCACAUCCAGACACACUCGAACACGAAGCCUCACACCUGCGCACGUUGCGGCAAAGCGUUUGCCUUGAAAUCGUAUCUGUACAAGCAUGAGGAAUCCUCCUGCAUGAAGAAUCGCAGCGAAUCGUUGCCACGUGCUACAGCCAAGCAGCAAACGGAGUUGGAAAUUACAGGAGAGACAAUGACAGCAAAGUCAACAUCAUCUGUUUCUCCAGAUUCAGCAAAGUCAACGCUGGCGCACAAGUUGCUGCAGAAGGAGAAGGAUCGCCGACAAGCUCAAGCUAAAGCUCAAGCUGCUCUAGCUUAUGCUUAUCCCGGAGCUCAUACCGAUUCCUUUGGCAUCUAUGAGAGCUUUAAGCGCAAUGCGGUGUUGCAACCAACAGUGUUGCAGCAUCCGAGUGCGGUGUACCAAGAACAUUUGUUGCCGCUGUCACUGCCACUGCCGUUGCCCUAUCACCAGCACUUUCCACAUGCCACAACAGCACAGACAGCAGCAGCUACAACAAUGCCCAACAAUGUGGAGGCGGAUCAGGAGCAACCCGUUGACUUUUCACCCAAAAACAAUUUCACACACUCGGCCAAAACGAGUCCAUUCGAGCUGACCGGCAACUAUGCCAUGGUUGCCUAGCUGACAUAAGUAAAUCAAUGCCCCGGUCUGACUGUAAAAGACAAAAAAGUGUUUGAGAGAGAGAGAGAACUAAUUGAGGAACCACACCAAAAAAAAAAAGCAGAAAACAAAAGUAAAA